CUGUAAAUCGUCCAACAUUGACGACGAUUUAUGAUUUAUGAAAAAUGAUGCAGUUUGAAAAGUUGCAAAUUUUACAAUGAGUUUGGACUUUCUUUUUGGGGGAUUUUUUGUUGAAUCAUUGUGAAUUUGGCAAACUCAAGUUCAAUACAUCUUGAAUAUAUCUUAAGGAAUAUUAGUUUGAUACCUUGUUCUAUGGCUGAGAUUCUUUAUCAAAUAUGUACUCUGUUAAUGUUGUAAGCAGCACUUGUAGCUCAGUGUGAUGUUUCUUCCUAGCUGUCUAAAGCUUGAUGUGUAUCUUUCUAAUGGUGCUUCUUUCUGCUGGUUUUUUUAUGUAUUUUCAACUAUUUCUGCACCAAGCCCAUUCUAUCUUCCAUCCCCACCCUUCGAAAAUCUGAGAUAAUGUUACUAACAUACUUUCAGUAAGGGCUAUUCAUUUGUUUUGUCUGUUAGGAUGUUGUUGAAAGAGCAAGCUCCCUGAUUUGAAAUACAAAAUACAGUGUAGAGCGGACUUGUUAAAAAAGACGAACAUUUGAGUCAUAUUAACAUACGUAGUUAUGUUCUUAUUGCAAUUAUGCGCUGUAUUAGUGGUAAUUUUAAUAGUCUAUUUCUUGCAAAGUUGCCACAGUGCUUGUAGCUACAUGUGCAUGUCUAUAACAAUUGAAAAUCUAUUGAAAAAAAUAAACAUACGAUGUGAAAGUAAAAUAAAAUCAGAUUUGCUUUGUGAUUUUUGUGUGUUUUUAUGUUAGAAUGUCUGAAAAAGUGAAAAUCGUGUAAUUAUAAUUUCUAGCUGAGCGUUUUGCAAUCAUUUAUAUACCCGUAUGACAAUGUAGUUUGGUGCGUGAAUUUUUUUAAUGAAUUCAAUGUCUUCAUUGUAUUAAAAUUAUUAUUUGCUGAACACCACUAUUUCGUAAUAUCGCCCUCUCUUGGUUGGAAACUACCAGUGUACGAGCGCCCUCUUUUGACAUUUAUUUAUGUAUAUUUUUCAGUACAUUCUGUUAACAUGUAUUUCAUCCCAGUAAGUUUUUCCUAGCUGUUCAUAAAUAGAAAGUGAAAUCGGGAUUGUAAGAACUCAUGUGAUUUUAAAUGAUCGUUUUUUUAUCAAUUACGUCAGCAAUUAUCUGUGAUUUCAUCCUAUUUUUUGGAAAAAGAAAGUUAUCAUCUGAAGACAUGAACUACACGUUCUCAUAAUACAGUACAUGUCGUGCAGCUGUGUCCGCAAUGUGAAGUAAUUGGCAAGAAUGUGAUUUUUCGAAGAAGCAAAAAGGGUCGCAAAAGAAGAAGAACGUAUGAAGCAUUCCUCUCCAAGACACAUGACACCUUCCCCUGCUAUGAGGUGGUUCAACCCGCGGCUCUUCUCCCGUCUGCCAGUCUUCUUGGUCCUCCUUGUCAUCUCCAACUUUGUGACCUAUCACUUGGUCUGUGUGAAUCGGGGAGGGGAGGGCGGGGCCAUCAAACUCAGAAGCAAGGCAGAUCAACAGCGGAGUCAGGAGACAGAGGUGGAAUCGCUGCAGCGGCCGAGUCUCGGUCAGAGUCUGAGAUUCCGGGGGCAGGUCAAUGAAGAGAAACCUCGCCAUCCAUCCAACAACCUGAUCAAGAGUGACCUCCACUCCUCAGGAAUUCAUUAUCAGGAGAUUGAGUGUCUCAUCAACAACGAUUACACAAUACAAGGAAGGCGUGAAGGACAAGAAGUCUACCUGCCAUUCUCAUUUAUUGAAAAGUACUUUGAAGUGUAUGGCAAGAUUGCUGAAUACGAUGGGUACGAUCGUUUUGAGUGGCAGCACAGCGUGGCCCGCGUCUAUCAGCAGGCACCAUACAGACCGGAGGGGGAAUUCAUGUCCUUUGGUCAUUACAAUGUGGAGCCCAGAGAAAGGGUGAAAAUGAUCAGUGGUGUGGAAGGCGUGCCUAUCUCCAUACAGUGGGGUGUCCAGGGUUAUUUCUAUGCCAUCCAGGUCUCUCAGUUUGGUCUGAGUCAUUACAGCAAGAACCUGACUGCCAAGGAACCAAAGGUCAAAGUCUUUGAGAAUGGUGAAGAAGGUGACGUGGAGAGGUGGAAUCUCGCCGAUCGAGCCAGUCGUAUUUCAGCGUUGUACGACGACGACGCGAGGUCAAAUGUCAUAGAGUUUCAGACAAGCGAAACGUUAUCCCUUGGACAAGGAGCAACUCUUCCCCUGACCAACAGACGCUUGUUUGUCCUCUCCUUUGAUUUAAUCCUGAUGGGCAACGCGACGAUCACUGUCACCGUCCAGGACGAAAAGGACAAGACGCACAGUAUUCAUUACAUGGCCAUGGACGACAAAGUGGUCCAUAAAGGAAGCCACAUCUACUAUGGGAUAGGACCAAGCCGUCACUGGCGUAGAAUCACCCGAGAUUUAUUGAUAGACUACCAGAAAGGUCUGGGACAAACCAACAAGAAAUACGUGACAAAUAUUCAAACAGUACUAGCCAAAGUACUUAAAUUCACAGUACACGGUUCCGGUCGAAUCGACAACGUGACGUUGUCCUCGUCCAGCCACAUGGCGCAGUUUUUCGACGCCGCUAACUGGUUACUUAAGAACCAGGACAGUCAAGGAGGCUGGCCGGUAAUGGUGGAGAGAUUCUUAGGAACGGGGUUCCAGACUUUGUCGCCUGGUUGGUACUCUGCCAUGGCCCAAGGCCAGGCUAUUUCAACCCUCAUCAGGGCCUACUACAAAACAAAAGACAGGAGUUACUUGGACGCUUGUUUAAGAGCGACCAAACUUUAUAAGAUGCCGUCAUCGGAAGGCGGCGUGAAAGCCAUACUUUUUGAUAAGUACACAUGGUAUGAGGAGUACCCUACCACUCCUAGUUCGUACGUCCUCAAUGGAUUCAUCUAUAGCCUGAUUGGCUUGUACGAUCUCGUGAAGAUCGCCUCGCCUGAGGAAGGCCGCGAGGCCGCACAGCUCUUCGAAGAUGGAAUGCGGUCCCUCAGAAAAUUCCUCUUGCUGUUUGAUGGAGGAACGGGUACCAUCUAUGACUUGCGUCACGUGACUCUAGGACGAGCGCCAAAUCUUGCACGGUGGGAUUACCAUGCGACUCAUAUCGCUCAGCUUCAGCUUCUAACGUCUAUUGAUUCAGAUCCCAUCUUUAAGACGACCCUAGAUCGAUGGCUGGGCUACACUAAAGGCGUCAGAGCAAAACACAACUGAUGAGAUGAUAAGACAAGUCCGUGAUGCCCAGAUCAUCUCUGGAUCAGCAAACAGUCACUACCACUGCCAUUGCCUAGUGCAUGAGACCUCGGGAUGCUGGUGAGUCAAUCAUCACUCUGUCUAUGCCAUUAACAUUCUUUGUUGUAACGACUAGCAAGGCAAACAUGGCCUGUAUGCAGGAGGGCAUUGCUGGAGUUUAGCAGACAUUAUUGGAAACACUACUUUUGUCGCAUUCAUCUGGAAUUCACAUUACCACCACUCCAGCGUGACUCUAAAUAACUCUCAUGAGGCUUAUGAAAUCCGGCCUCUUGAAACUGAUGACCCUGGAGAUUUAAUGACUGAAUUCCUCCGUUUCCACUCUCUUCAUACACGUCAAUAUCAGAAAUAGAUUUAUCAGACACAAAAUAUCGAUAGUGUAAUGAGAAUCAGACCUCGAAACAGAGCAGAAAUUGAAAGAAUAUGUGUACGUGUAACAUGUGUGUAUUAUAAAACUAAAACUAAUAUGAAAAAUGUAAAACUAUGAAGUAUUUUUUUCUUCUAAACAACAUUCUCUUCAUCAGUCCCAAGUUAUUUAUUUAUUUAUAUUUUUGGCCUGCAAAACUCUAGUAAGGGCCUGAUUGCUCAGAGUAAUUACGUAUCACUGAUAAUGUUCGCGUAAUACUUUACGACCAUGAAAUGUGUUGAGGUCAUUCAAAUUGAGUACAGGUAUGUCAUUUAAAAUUUAUUGAUUGAACGGGUAAUCCCUGAUGAUUAAUUAAUCCUACAUUUGUAACUCCCUAGGGUGAUUUACUAGGAACCUUCCUCAUCCUUGCAAAUCCCAACACCAUAUGGUAAAUUGUGCACAUAAACAGUUGGACUCUGUUUAUUUGUGGUAUGCCUAAGUUAAGGAGAAUACACGA
Molecule: messenger RNA, 4063 nt
Organism: Patiria miniata (bat star)
Lineage: Eukaryota; Metazoa; Echinodermata; Asteroidea; Valvatida; Asterinidae
Gene: glce
Product: D-glucuronyl C5-epimerase B-like
Exons: 7
Coding region: 1287-3164 (625 amino acids)
Biological process (GO): heparan sulfate proteoglycan biosynthetic process
Cellular component (GO): Golgi apparatus
Molecular function (GO): heparosan-N-sulfate-glucuronate 5-epimerase activity
Source: RefSeq, a predicted model, not a curated record